Erythranthe guttata (spotted monkey flower) is the source of this 1435-nucleotide messenger RNA. RefSeq names its product pelargonidin 3-O-(6-caffeoylglucoside) 5-O-(6-O-malonylglucoside) 4'''-malonyltransferase. NCBI's taxonomy places the organism in Eukaryota, Viridiplantae, Streptophyta, Magnoliopsida, Lamiales, Phrymaceae. The record is from RefSeq and is a predicted model, not a curated record.
AAAACCGAUAUAUCCAACAUAUAUUCAUAUCUAUGUGUAAGCAUGAAAAUCAAAAUAGUUAGCAGUAAACUGAUAAAACCAAGUACCCCAACUCCUCAAAACCUUAACAAGUACAAAAUUUCAUUCAUAGAUGAGCUUAUGCCACCGGUGAAUACGAGAACCGUUUUGUUUUACUAUCCAAUAUUAACGAAUAAUCGGAAACAAAACGAUAGCAGCCAGUUGUUACAGCUGGCAGAAUCAUUGUCCGAAAUCCUACCGAAAUUCUACCCUCUUGCUGGAAGAUACAUCAAGAAUGAUGUCUUCGUCGACUGCAAUGAUCAAGGCGUACAGUUUGUCGAAGCACAAGUUGUUGAUGAUGACGUGGAUUUCAACGAUAUUGUCUCGAAAAUGGAGAUGGAGGAACUCAAUAAACUCCUAUCGGGUAAAAUACACCAAAUCGACGAAUCUCCGACGGAUCCACUCAUGUCUAUUCACGUGACAACAUUCAAGUGCGGUGGGCUUUCGAUUGGCGUCAGUGUUUCUCACAGAAUCUUCGAUGCAUAUUCUUUAGGGAUAUUCAUAAACGCCUGGUCAAACGCCAGUCAUCCAAAUCCAGGUGGCGAAAUCAAGAUCAUUUGCCCGCGUUUUGAUUUGGCAACGUCGUUUCCGGGCUACGGGUCUAGUUCCGGGCCGUCUGUGGUUCGCUCAUCAUCUACUCCUAGCUCUAUUGUGAAGAGGUUCUCGUUUAACAAGGAUGCAAUAACAAGCGCGAGAUCAAAACUAAUUCAAAGGCCAAAUAGUUAUUACUCGAGGGUGCGUGUGGUGUGUGCAGUUAUAGCCAAUGCCCUAAUGGGUGUGGAUCGGGCCAAACACGGAGGAAAAUCAAGACCUUGCCUCAUUGUUCAAGCGGUCAACAUGCGUGGGAGAACGAACCCACCGAAGCACAAGUAUUCUUGUGGGAAUUUUGCGACAUAUUCACUCACCUAUAUCGAAGAUGAUUGUAAGAACAUAUUCGGGGUUCAAGUAUUGGCGGAUAAUAUGGGUGAUUCUGUCGAAAAGACCGUGAAUAGUUGUGCUCAAAUACUUUCUCAACGUGCGAAACUACAUAGUACAAUCACGGAAACUUUUGCGAACGUCGGGAGAAAAACAUCGAGUAGUGAGGUGAAUGUUAUGUACUUUACGGAUUGGAGUAAGUUUGGAUUGUAUGACGUUGAUUUCGGUUGGGGGAAGCCUGUCGGGGCAGCGAUCGGAGCAAUGCUCGGAGAGAACGUCGUAAAGCUUAUGGGUAACAAAGAGGGUGACGGAAUCGAGGCGUGGGUGCAUUUGAAUUUCGACGACAUGGCGUACUUCGAGCAAGACCAGGAUAUCAAAUUACUUGCAACAUAAGUUAUAUAUAUAAUAAUGUUAUGAAAAAUACUAAAAUACCACUGUCAUUAGUAAUUUUUAAUUAACUAAG